CGCCGCAGCCGCCACCGCGGCUGCUGCUCCGGCUGCUGCGGGAGGCGGCGCUGGCUGGCGGCUGCGCUCGCUCCAGUCGGCGAGCGAGCGAACGAGCGAGCGAGCGUGUGUGUGUUUUUUAAAGAUGGCCGGAGCGGCGCCGGCGGUGGCCGCGGGAGCAGCAGCUGGAGCCGCAGCGGCAGCUGUGUCGGUGGCGGCUCCGGGCCGGGCCUCGGCACCCCCGCCGCCCCCGCCCGUGUACUGCGUGUGCCGGCAGCCGUACGAUGUGAACCGCUUCAUGAUCGAGUGCGAUAUCUGCAAGGACUGGUUCCACGGCAGCUGUGUUGGAGUAGAGGAACAUCAUGCUGUUGACAUUGACCUGUAUCACUGUCCCAACUGUGCAGUUCUACAUGGUUCAUCCUUAAUGAAAAAGAGGAGGAACUGGCACAGGCACGACUACACAGAAAUUGAUGAUGGUUCCAAACCAGUACAAGCUGGAACUAGAACUUUUGUUAAGGAAUUACGUUCUCGAGUCUUUCCAAGUGCUGAUGAAGUCAUUGUAAAGAUGCAUGGCAGCCAGCUGACCCAGAGAUACCUGGAGAAACAUGGAUUUGAUGUCCCUAUUAUGGUCCCUAAAUUAGACGAUCUAGGACUCAGGCUCCCUCCACCUACUUUUUCUGUUAUGGAUGUGGAACGUUAUGUAGGUGGUGACAAAGUGAUAGAUGUCAUUGAUGUGGCAAGACAGGCAGACAGCAAAAUGACACUUCACAAUUAUGUUAAAUACUUCAUGAAUCCUAACAGACCAAAAGUGUUAAAUGUGAUCAGCCUUGAAUUUUCAGAUACGAAGAUGUCUGAAUUGGUGGAGGUCCCUGAUAUAGCCAAAAAACUUUCCUGGGUGGAAAAUUAUUGGCCAGAUGAUUCAGUCUUUCCUAAGCCAUUUGUUCAGAAAUACUGCUUAAUGGGAGUUCAAGACAGCUAUACGGAUUUCCACAUUGACUUUGGUGGAACUUCAGUUUGGUACCAUGUCCUGUGGGGUGAGAAGAUUUUUUAUUUGAUAAAGCCAACAGAUGAAAAUUUGGCAUUCUAUGAAUCUUGGAGUUCAUCUGUGACCCAGAGUGAGGUGUUCUUUGGAGAUAAGGUGGACAAAUGCUACAAAUGUGUGGUAAAGCAGGGACAUACCUUAUUUGUUCCUACAGGGUGGAUUCAUGCUGUGCUCACUUCUCAGGACUGUAUGGCUUUUGGGGGGAACUUUCUGCACAACCUUAACAUUGGCAUGCAGCUCAGGUGUUAUGAGAUGGAGAAAAGGCUAAAAACACCAGAUCUUUUCAAAUUCCCUUUCUUUGAAGCCAUAUGUUGGUUCGUAGCCAAAAACUUGCUGGAAACCCUGAAAGAACUGAGAGAAGAUGGAUACCAGCCUCAAACUUACCUUGUGCAAGGAGUGAAAGCAUUGCAUACUGCUUUAAAAUUAUGGAUGAAAAAAGAUCUUGUGUCUGAACAUGCCUUUGAAAUUCCAGACAAUGUUAGACCUGGACAUCUUAUUAAAGAACUUUCUAAAGUAAUUCGAGCAAUAGAGGAGGAAAAUGGCAAACCAGUUAAAUCUCAGGGAAUUCCUACUGUGUGUCCAGUUUCACGAUCCUCAAAUGAAGCAACUUCUCCAUACCAUUCCCGACGAAAAAUGAGGAAACUUCGAGACCAUAAUGUCCGAACUCCUUCUAACCUAGACAUCUUAGAACUCCACACAAGGGAGGUCCUCAAGAGGCUAGAGAUGUGUCCAUGGGAAGAGGACAUCUUGAGCUCUAAACUGAAUGGAAAAUUCAACAAACAUAUCCAGCCAUCUUCCACGGUACCUGAGUGGAGAGCGAAAGAUAAUGAUCUACGAUUACUGCUGACAAACGGAAGAAUAAUUAAAGAUGAGAGACAGCCCUUCACAGAUCAGAGUCUUUAUACAGCAGAUAGCGAAAAUGAAGAGGAUAAGAGAAGGACAAAAAAGGCAAAAAUGAAGAUAGAAGAGAGUUCAGGAAUAGAGGGGAUGGAAAAUGAAGAAUCUCAAAAACCACUUAACAAGUUUUUUACAAGUGUAAAAUCAGAACUCAGGAAUAAAUCAUCAGAAUAUUCUGAUAUUUCUGAUUCAGAAGACUCUGGGCCUGAUUGUACUGCACUGAAAAAUAAUUUUACCACUGAAGAGUCUGAAAGUUCAGGUGAUGAAAAGAAGCAAGAAAUAACAUCAAACUUUAAGGAGGAGUCUAAUGUGAUGAGGAACUUCCUUCAAAAGAGCCAGAAGCCAUCUAGAAGUGAAAUUCCAGUUAAAAGAGAAUGUCCUACCUCGACAAGUACAGAGGAAGAAGCUAUUCAGGGCAUGCUGUCUAUGGCAGGGUUGCACUAUUCCACAUGUUUACAAAGGCAAAUUCAAAGCACAGACUGCAAUGGUGAAAGAAACUCUCUCCAGGAUCCCAGCAGUUGCCUCAGCAGUAACCAUGAGGUUAGGCAGUUGCAUCGCUGUGAUAAAUCAGUGGAAUGUGGAUACCAUGUCAAGACUGGAGAUCAAGACUUGAGGAAUUCUUCCUGGAUUAAACAAUUUGAUACAAUUUCCAGAUUUAAUCCUCAGGAUCUAAGUAGAGGCCAGAAAUACAUCAAAAAGGAAGGUUCAUCAGAAGUAAGUCAGAAGGUACAAAAUAGGAAUUAUGUGGACAGCAGUGGUUCAAGCCUUCAGAAUGGAAAGUAUACACAGAACUCAAGCUUGAUUUGGGGGCAAUGCCAGAUAAGUAAUGGCAGUCUAAGCCCAGAAAGGCCAGUUGGUGAAACUUCCUUUUCAGUGCCCCUUCACCCCACCAAGAGACCUGCUUCAAAUCCACCACCUAUCAGCAAUCAGGCAACAAAAGGUAAACGUCCAAAAAAAGGAAUGGCAACAGCCAAACAACGUCUUGGGAAGAUCCUUAAGUUAAACAGAAAUGGCCAUGCACGUUUCUUUGUGUGAAGUAGCUGCUGUUGCGGCUACUCUUCCCUUUGGGAACCUGUUUUGGGGGUACAGGAGCCUGGAGCUUCUGCUAUCCCUCUGCCUGAAGCAGUUUUGCAUGUACAAUAGAGAACACUGCCUGAAGAACAAAAUGAACCUGAUGCUGCAUUUUCACUGUGCCACACCCACUCAGCAAUAACCAUUUUGGACCUGGUGGGGGAGAGGAAGAAGGAGGGUAGAACCUUAAAAAGAGACCUUGAACUGGAAAGGGUCUCUUGUCAGGGCUUGAAUUUCAUUUUGUUGUUGGUAGUGUCUUGAUUUAUUUUCAGUGAUAGGGUAAAGAAUUAUCAGUAAUUUAUUUAACAGAUUUUUUUUUUUUUAAGUUAACAGCUUUUAAAUUCUUUUUUUUUUUAAGCUAUUUAUUUGGAAAAUUUCUGGAGAAAUAUCUCACUAAUUUAGAUUUAAGAAUGUGAAGGUUUUUAAAUUAUUUUUGAUAGUGUAUGUGUUACCUGUGGGCGAGAGCCACGGUAACAGUAACUAGUCUGGACUCUUAAAUUUGAUAUUCAGGUUAAAGUCUUAAACAGGGAUUUGAUGCAUUAAUUAUUUUAAAUUAAGAUGUAUAUGAAAAUCAUUUUAUUUUAUAUAUUUCAUGUGUUUUUUAUAAGCUAUUAGCUUCGCUAUUGCUAACAUCCAAGGUGCAUACUUUUAUCCAGGUUGAUUACCUUAUAUCCCACCUUCCCUCUGCACUCUCCAUCAUUUUGUGACAACUCAACAAGACUUUUCUCUUUGCAGGGAAACACUUUCAUAGCCAAUGUGUAAGAACUACAUAAAAGAUCCCACGUUUCUCAUUUCAUUUAGCAUUAUGAUUUCCUUCUAAAUAUAAGAAAUAGUCUUCUUGUAUUUUCAUUUCUGCUGGUCAUAUAUGGGUUCCAAAGAGAAAAGCUUUAAUAUCUUUUUCCUACUUGUGGGAAAAGUAUUAUAAGUUUGGUUAAAUUGUCAUGUUUGUAGUUUUUUCAAAUAUAUUUGUAACUAAAGUGGAUCUUCUUUAUAAUGCUGGUGUUGGCGGACAGGACUGACACCUGCCAUAUAGGUUAUAUUUUAUGAUGCUUUUAUUCUGUGUACCUAAUUUGUUGGAAAAUAUUAUUUGACUUAGUAUAUUCAAGUCUGCAUAGUAAUAAGCCGUAAUAUAAUAGGAUUAUACUAUAUUAAGUUGUAUAGAAGCAAGCAUGUUGAAGUAGAUCGUGUGUGUGUGUGUGUGUGUGUGUGUGUGUGUGUGUGUGUGUGUGUGUGUGGUUUUUUAUUUCUUAACCUUCUACUGAAUUAUUUAAUAUAUGGAUUUGGAGUAAAAUGGGUGCUUUUUGCAGUUUCUUCCAUCUAUCCCAUCUUAACCAGUGCAUAUUAAGGUUAAGUAUCUGGUUGAGUUUUAUGGUAAUCAUUUAUCUCCUUUAUACACAGAUUUUACUAAAUGCCAGUUUUCUGUUUCUUGUAAUAGCUUAUGUCUUCCUUUUUAAUUCCCAUGUAUAAAAAAAAAUUAUUUCUGGGGGUGGGGUGAAGAUAGUCCCAAUUCUGACAAUAAAGCAUUUUAUAAGUUCCUAUAAAAAGCAUAUAGGCAAAUAGGACAAAAUUUAUUUUUAUGGAGAAUUCUGCCUGUACUAUGGAUUUGUUUUUUUUAGUCAGCAAGGUAACUGGACUUUCCCCUCUAUAUGAAAUAUCAGUUGAAGAGCUAAGAAAGAAAAUCUAUGCCAUCAUCUUUCAUGGUUGCAUUCAAAUAUAUAUUUUCAAAGAUGUAUUUCUUACUUUGUCUCCAUUCCAAGAUUUCACGCAAUAAUUAUAAAAUAGCUCAUGAAUGAGUCUCUCUAGGCCAGAGUGAAUAUUAUCUGGGUGUCAGGAAGAAGAUUCUUUAUGGAUAUUCUAAAUGUCUACAAAUGACCCACUUAAACUCUGCCUGCACUCUGCCAAAACCUGUUAAGAUAUAUGUAUAGUAUGGAUUGGCCAUCUUACCUCAAUGAUGUAAAAAAUUUGGAUUUGACUGAUUCCUCCCCCAUCCCACCCCCCACCCCCACCCACUAUAUUGUGAUGUUUUGGUUUUCUGUAGACAAUGUUUUUGUGUUACAGUACACACUUUUUUUUGCUUUUGUUGUUGUUUUUGUUUAAGAAAUAACUAAUUUCUUUUUCUAGUUGCAUCAUGAUCUGGGUUCUUUUUUUGCUUUUUUCUUUAUACUUUUCACAGCUCAAAAUAUUUUUAGUUACCUGACUUUUUUUUUUCUUUACCCAUAAAAAUUAAAAUAAACCUUCAUCUAUUUUUAUGGAUUAAAAUUGUGGCCACAGUAUCAACUCUGUGUACUAAGGCCUGUAAAUACGAUUUUAAAUAGCCAAUAUAUGGAGUUUUUAAGUGAAGUUACUGUGGAUUCAUUUUUGGCAGUUGUAGCCCAUUAACUGGCUAACUUAAAAGAUUUUCAGUAAGGUAACAUAACCACUAUAACAGAAAAUAUGCCUGUUUUUCUGAAUUGAUGAACAUUCAGCCACUGAUCCAGUGACUUUCCCAGUCAAACUUCUUAUAAAGUUGCUGGCUGUGAUUCAUCUCUUUAUCCCUCAUGGGAAUGCCUGAACUUUGAGGUAAAGGCAGCCAGUAUCUGGGCUGAACUGUAAAAGACAACCUUUCAUCUUCUUUUCAGUCUCGUUUAUAAACAGUACUACCAUACUGGCACUCAGAUAGGAAGACAGCAGUGAUAGCAUUUAACUACUUAUAAGCAAAUAUACAUAUGUAAAACUAAGAAUCAUGAUUUAACAAAUGCCAUUUUAAUAGUAGUAGUAGGUAAAUUUCCUAUAUUCCAGUAAGUGACUUCUUUAAUGUGGGAUCCACUGUACUGUAAUUCACCGUGUCACAUAAUGUUAUGUUCUCCAGUAUUGAUAAUGAUGUUAACAAUACAAAGUUGGCAGUUUUAUAAUAGUUCAGUAUCCUAUAAACACCUUAAGCUUCAUAAGCAUCAGUUAAUUUUUAAAGCAUAUAAAAUUGGAAAUUCUGACGGAAAUCAUAAACUCAGAGAGGAAACAAGUUCAUCUUUAACACUAAAUACUUACCUUGAAUAUUGUCCUGUUUUUAAAUAAUCCUGUUAUUGCCUUUUAAUGAACUCUAUUCAUGGGAGAUCAGCAGGUAUUUACCGAACAAACAUCUAUGUGCCCAGCAUUACUUAGUUCUGUGGGGAAAUAAAAAGUUGUUGUGGUCUCUGCCCUUGAAGGUGUCUUCUCCAUGAGAGAAGCAGUAUUAUUUUCACUUCUAAGCAAGCUUAAGCAAAAGAUGGUCCAUUCAUAAAAGACAGCCUAACUUUAUUAAUUUUACAAUAACUUUAUUAGUAGUAGUUUUACUAAUAAAGUUUCACUGUACUGAGAUACACAGCUAUAGAAGUAGAAAUUUUUAAAAAGUCCUGAGUUCUUUGUAAAAAUUGAAGAAACAUUUCAAAAGUUAAUAAUUUAAUACUGGUAGUAGAGGAGCAUGGUAUAGCAUGGAAGAGGGCAAAAGAUCUGGAUUUUUUUUUUCCAAGUUCUGCCAUUUAUGUAUCAGCUAUGUGACUUUGGUACAUCUGUUCUUUUUGAGUCUCGGUUGUCUCAUUUGUAAGUUUGGAUAAAAAAUAUACUUACUAUAAUAAUCAGUUAAGAAAAGCAUUCCUUAAUCUAGUAACACUUCACACUUGCAGGGAAUUUAUCAUUUAAGUUACAACUGAUAAUUUAUGAAUGUACCUUUAUAUAUAUAUAUAUAUUUUAAUGAAAACUGCAUUAUUCAUAGAAUUUGUUUCAUAUCAAAUAUAUACCCAGAGCGUGCUACCUAAAAAUCUGAAGAAUCUCUAACAAGGUGCUGAAUUAAAAUCAGAUUCAGUGCUUAAAGUGAAAGAAGCAGAAGUGAGAUAGUUUAUGAAUAACAGAAUGAGAAUGUUAAUCCUCAAGUACAUUAAGAUGAUUUAAAGUAAUUGAAAGGAGGUUUUAGGUUUUUCUUAAAGAGGAAUGAGGAUAACAUUGUCCUACAGAUUUUGCAUACUCUUCAGACACUAGCUAAAAGUAAAAUAAGUCAUGGAAUGAACAUAAUUAAGCAAUUACCUAUGGAACUAGAAAAAAAUAAAAGUAAGAUGAUUAGAAAGAUGGAAGUCAGCUCUGGGUUGGGUAACAGUGGCUUGUUGGGUAAAGAGAGACCACAUUUGUGUAAUAGUAUAGGAAAAAAAGACUCGACUGGACAUCUUCAAAAGAAAAGAUUCUGCUUUUUUCACAAGAAUAAUUGUCUGUCUGGUAUACUACUGUACUACUGCCCGAAGUAAUGAUUGCAGCAGGUAAACAUCUUAACAUUUCACUUUGAGAGUUGAGGAUUUCAAUAGGGUAAAUUUGAGAUUUUUUCAAAAAUUAAUUUUUCUCAUUAAAUUUUAAGCUAGUUGUUCUUAGAAGCUAAAUAUCACCAGUCAUUUUCUGAAGCCCUAGAGCUUAAUAUAAAGCAAUGUUGAUAAGGUCAAGGAUAAGAUCUUUGGCCUAGGCAGUGUCACAAUAAAUAAAGUAGACAAGUGAAACCCAAAUAGAAUGAUUUCCCUUGGGUCACACAGUGUAUACUAUGUGUUACCUCUGAUAACCUUGCUUCCUAAAGCACCCCCUGAUCUUUGAUGCUGUGCAGCCUCUGCUUGUCCUGUGGUGGAUGGUGUUAAUAUGCUUCCUUGAAGGGGAAGAAUUAAUAUACUCACUAUAUUGCUGAUGAACUCAAUAUAAUUUUAAUACUGUAGCCUUACUAAAACCCUUCCCUUUUAUUUGUUUUUCAGUUAUUGCCAUGCCAUAAGUCAAACAUUUGAUAUUUGACUUGCAACCACAAGUUAAAAAUGAAGGUCAUUAAGAAGGAAAUGCCUAUUUCCAUGGCAGUUAGCUUACUGUAAUUAACUGUGGUUUUAUUCUUUUAGUUUUUUUGUUUGUUUGUUUCCUCUUUAGCAGGUAAGGGAAAAUAAUACUCAUUUGAAAUACCUGCAUUCCACCACUUAGAUUUCUCUCUCUCACCUUUGGUGCCCCUUCUAUUGCCCUAAGGCUUUGUCUUAACAAGUGCAACAUUAAAUUUUUUUGUUAAAACUUUUUUUAAACCGUAUUCAGUGAUUCUUCCAACAUGUUCAUCUGCUCUGCACUAUUUCACUAAUAAACCCUGGCUACCACGUAGCCUUUGACCUCCAGGUAGUUUACCUAUGCAAAACCUGUGACAUCCUGAAUUCAUUCUUUUUUUAUUUCAAAAAGCAGUCCUAAAUGGAACUUUAAGGUAAAACUUGCCUCCACCCCAUUUUAUUUUGGCCACUUUUCACAAUGUCAGCUUUUUUCCGCCAAGAUUUUUCACCAAAACAAUGAUCAUAAGUGCUGGAACAUAUAAUAUUUUGCAGGAAUAAAAUAACCCAGGCAUACUUUUAUAUUAUUUUGGAUUUUGCUUGGUAAAAAUUAACAGCAUUAAAUGUAAUAUAGAAUGAGGAGUUGAUUCCUUGCCUAAAAGCAUUUCUUCACUCUAAAAUUCAUAAGUUACUUUUUAUUUUUAAAGUGCAUACAUAUAACUUCCACAUUAUAGUCAGGGACCUGAGGUGUAACGUGUUAAGUGAACCCCAAGGUUAUUUUAUCUUGCAAAAGAAACCUAAACCAAACUAAGGGCCUUACAGUUUAUGGUUAGACUGAAUCAAAAGCUAUAACCUCAAUUUUUCCAAAAACAGCUUCUGACUGCAAAAGCAAGUCAUGCAGUUGUUAGAUAUGAAAUAGCACUGAUCAGGAAAUGCAUAUGCAUCUUUGCAGACUGUAUUUCCUUCAGAAAAGACUUUUUUACUUUUAAUAUAAAUUAAGCCAUAACAGUUUCAUGCUGUGGAAAGAGGGUGAAAGGUUCAUUUUAGAGAUUAUGUAGUAUGAAUUUUCACAUAUACUGUGAAAUGUCUAACUUUACCAGUGCUUCAGCAGGUUUUUUGUGGGGGGUUGGGGAUGGAGGGUAGCAAUGGGGAGGGUUAGUAUUGGUUUUAGGGGUUUUAAAUCUGUGAAAUUUGAAAAGAGGACAGUUGUUGGCUAUGGUAUUUACUAGUUUUGUAGUAAUGUUUUGCUAGCCUCACUGACUUUCCUUACUGAUUUUUAUGCCCAUGGUCUAAGAUGACUGUUAACUUUUCUUGUUUGGGGUGUCUGCGGAAUAGUCUUGUCUAUUUGUAUAGGCCGUCAAUGUGUGUGCACACGUGUGUCCUUUUAAUGCAAAAGUGCACUGUGUUACAGUGGAGUGGUGUGUGGCUGGGAAAUGGGAUGCUGAAGCUUUAAGAGCAUUUUUUUUUAAGAUUCAUAACAGUAUUUCCCAUCUUUUGCCUGCAGGCAGGGAAAAUGUACAGUAUUUAUUUUGUUUCUGUUUUACUUUAAAUUUGUAAGUCUUUAUGUAGCUUAUAUUGGUUAUUAUGGGGAGGGGCAAGUGACUUGUUUAAAGUUGUAUGGUAUUUGGUUCUUACUUUCCAAUUUCUGUAUUUGAAAAUAUUGAAAUUAAAAUUGUAUUACUUUUUUUUGAUUUUUUAGCACUCAGUGUAUUUUUUGCCCAUUUUAUUUGAACGUAUAAAUGUUGAAAGUUGUAUAAAAUGUCUUUGAAAGAAAAAAAUCUGAAUUCUAUAUACCA
Messenger RNA from Choloepus didactylus (southern two-toed sloth), 9563 nucleotides. It is a transcript of the gene KDM7A, whose product is annotated as lysine demethylase 7A. Gene Ontology annotation, biological process: protein demethylation; regulation of transcription by RNA polymerase II. The record is from RefSeq and is a predicted model, not a curated record. Lineage: Eukaryota; Metazoa; Chordata; Mammalia; Pilosa; Megalonychidae. Gene Ontology annotation, molecular function: transcription coregulator activity; histone demethylase activity. The transcript has 20 exons. Bases 125 to 2953 code for a protein of 942 amino acids.